Penicillium nucicola is the source of this 642-nucleotide messenger RNA. RefSeq lists its product as uncharacterized. NCBI's taxonomy places the organism in Eukaryota, Fungi, Ascomycota, Eurotiomycetes, Eurotiales, Aspergillaceae. The coding region runs from base 1 to 642 and encodes 213 amino acids. The record is from RefSeq and is a predicted model, not a curated record. The transcript has 4 exons.
AUGCAUCUAGCAGCCUUGCUGCGCCUUGCUAAAAGAGGGCCAGAGUCGAAGGAUCGCCUUUGGGAAAUAGCAUGUCGCGGCCAAAGGCCUCCUUUCAAGUCAGCGGCCAAUACAAUCACAGUGUUUGAGUUUCCAAUUGCGGAGUUCUCCGAGGCCGUUGUACGAGGCAAAGGGGUCCGCGAACAAGUGCUAGUCCGCUCAUUCUGCGCCACGGCUUCAAGGCGAGGGAUCGGCGAGAGAAGACCAGCCAAUGGCACACAUGGCGAUGGACCAGCAGACCGUGACGCCGGCGCUCCAGCCGGUGGAGAAGGAGCACUGCUCCGUGUGCGAGGCAACCAGCUGAAACAGGGCGUCCGGUGCCGUGUGAUCCGGAAAUACGGUAUCAUUUCACGGAAGCCCGAUCGCUGGGACGGGGCAGGCGAGAGGGAACUGCAGCACGACGAGCGCGAGGACGUUGAGCGACGCACCGAGUUAUAUACUCACGGGAUGGGUCGGGAUGCCAUCUUGAGGCUAGCGCCGCGCCAAACCGCUUCUGGACAGGCUAAACCCGAACAGGGCACCUGGGGGCCCACGCCAAACCGGAUCGAGGGGGGCGCCGAAUCCGGCCGCGCCGGCACAAAUGGUUUAGGGGCGAUUUACUGA